Lutra lutra (Eurasian river otter) is the source of this 4797-nucleotide messenger RNA. It is a transcript of the gene KRIT1, whose product is annotated as KRIT1 ankyrin repeat containing. Gene Ontology annotation, biological process: regulation of establishment of cell polarity; negative regulation of angiogenesis; cell redox homeostasis. The transcript is spliced from 18 exons. The record is from RefSeq and is a predicted model, not a curated record. Gene Ontology annotation, cellular component: plasma membrane; cytoskeleton. NCBI's taxonomy places the organism in Eukaryota, Metazoa, Chordata, Mammalia, Carnivora, Mustelidae. The coding region runs from base 578 to 2788 and encodes 736 amino acids. Gene Ontology annotation, molecular function: protein binding.
CUCUUCCGCCGCCAACUGCGACGCUGCAAGGGGUGUAAACCCGGAAGUGAUUUCCUCGCCCCGGUAGCGGCGGGGUGGAAAGGAAAAGCGUUUGAAGACCUGGAAACCCUUAACUUCGGGAGAGGGUGGUAUCGUGCUGAGGUGCGAGAAGAGGGAAAGACAAUAAAGAACUAGUCCACAAGAGUUGCUCCGAGUCCAGAGACCCGGGCUUUUAAGGCGCGUUUUGGGAAGAGGGGCCGAACACGCCUGGAGACUUCUGGUGGCCACCAAGGGUUUUCCUGGCACAGGAAGUUAGGCCCGGCUGCUGGGAAACAGAAGGGAAGGAGAAAUGAGAAAGCGGUGACGGCACCCCGCCCCGCAGGUGACUCUCCCACCCAGUGAGUUGAAUGUAGCGGCCCGGGAGGUGCUCGGCCGCCCUCACGGGUGAGACGAGGAGGAGCGAGGACCAGACUCCAGCGAGAGAAAACGGAGGUGGGAGGCUGAACUAUCUCUACAUCUAGUUUCUCCAGGUCCAAAAGGCAGAUUCUUAUGCAGUUCAGACAUACAAAAGGGAUUUCUAUGUUUGUUUUGUAAAGCAAUGGGAAAUCCAGAAAACAUAGAAGAUGCAUAUGUUGCUGUUAUUCGUCCAAAGAAUACUGCCAGUCUCAAUUCUCGGGAAUACAGAGCUAAGUCAUAUGAAAUUUUGUUGCAUGAAGUUCCCAUUGAAGGACAGAAAAAAAAGAGAAAGAAAGUUUUAUUGGAAACUAAACUUCAGGGCAACAGUGAAAUAACACAAGGCAUACUGGAUUAUGUAGUAGAAACCACCAAACCAAUUUCUCCUGCAAACCAGGGUAUUAGAGGAAAGCGAGUGGUACUAAUGAAGACAUUUCCUCUGGAUGGGGAGAAAAUGGGGAGAGAAGCAGCAUUAUUUAUUGUUCCAUCAGUUGUCAAAGAUAAUACUAAAUAUACGUAUACUCCAGGAUGCCCAAUUUUUUACUGCUUACAAGAUAUUAUGCGAGUCUGUAGUGAAUCCAGUACUCAUUUUGCUACACUUACAGCAAGGAUGUUAAUAGCCUUGGAUAAGUGGUUAGAUGAACGUCAUGCACAAUCUCACUUUAUUCCAGCUUUAUUCCGACCUUCUCCUCUUGAGCGGAUAAAAACUAAUGUCAUAAACCCUGCAUAUGCUACUGAAUUAGGUCAGACAGAAAACUCACUACAUAUGGGCUAUAGUGCACUAGAAAUAAAGAGUAAAAUGUUAGCCCUAGAGAAAGCAGAUACUUGUAUUUACAACCCUUUGUUUGGAUCAGACCUUCAAUAUACAAACCGGGUAGAUAAAGUGGUAAUAAAUCCAUACUUUGGUCUAGGAGCUCCAGACUACUCAAAAAUCCAAAUUCCCAAACAGGAAAAAUGGCAGAGAAGCAUGAGCAGUGUCACAGAAGACAAGGAACGACAGUGGGUAGAUGACUUUCCUCUCCAUCGAAGUGCCUGUGAAGGGGAUUCAGAAUUACUAAACCGUCUUCUCAAUGAAAGAUUUUCUGUCAAUCAAUUAGAUAGUGACCACUGGGCGCCCAUUCAUUAUGCAUGCUGGUAUGGAAAAGUUGAGGCCACUCGCAUUUUGUUAGAAAAAGGAAAGUGCAAUCCAAAUCUUUUAAAUGGACAGCUUAGUUCUCCUCUUCAUUUUGCUGCUGGAGGAGGACAUGCUGAAAUAGUACAGAUUCUUCUAAACCAUCCAGAAGUUGACAGACACAUAACAGACCAACAAGGAAGAUCCCCUUUAAAUAUCUGUGAAGAAAACAAACAAAAUAACUGGGAAGAAGCUGCAAAGCUAUUGAAGGAAGCCAAUAACAAACCAUAUGAAAAAGUUCGAAUAUACAGAAUGGAUGGAUCAUACCGUUCUGUUGAACUGAAGCAUGGAAAUAAUACCACAGUGCAGCAGAUUAUGGAAGGAAUGCGUCUCUCCCAAGAAACACAGCAGUAUUUCACUAUUUGGAUCUGUUCAGAAAACCUCAGCCUUCAACUCAAGCCUUAUCAUAAACCCUUGCAACAUGUUCGUGAUUGGCCAGAAAUACUUUCUGAAUUGACUAAUUUGGAUCCCCAAAGAGAAACACCACAGCUUUUCCUAAGAAGAGAUGUGAGACUUCCUUUGGAAGUUGAAAAAAAGAUUGAAGACCCACUAGCUAUUCUUAUUCUCUUUGAUGAAGCCAGAUAUAAUUUAUUGAAGGGCUUUUAUACAGCUCCUGAUGCUAAACUGAUAACAUUGGCAAGUCUACUGUUGCAAAUAGUUUAUGGAAAUUAUGAGAGUAAGAAACACAAGCAAGGUUUCCUAAAUGAAGAAAAUUUAAAGUCCAUUGUACCUGUUACCAAACUAAAAAGUAAGGCACCUCACUGGACAAACCGAAUACUUCAUGAAUACAAGAAUCUUAGUACAAGUGAGGGUGUCAGUAAAGAAAUGCAUCACCUUCAGCGCAUGUUCUUACAGAAUUGUUGGGAAAUUCCUACAUAUGGAGCAGCUUUUUUCACAGGACAGAUAUUUACAAAGGCAAGCCCCAGCAAUCAUAAAGUCAUCCCUGUGUAUGUAGGAGUGAAUAUAAAAGGACUUCAUCUCCUCAACAUGGAAACUAAGGCUUUACUCAUCAGUCUUAAGUAUGGUUGUUUUAUGUGGCAGUUGGGGGAUGCUGAUACAUGUUUUCAGAUCCAUAGUAUGGAAAAUAAAAUGAGCUUUAUAGUACACACAAAACAGGCUGGCCUUGUGGUAAAACUAUUAAUGAAGCUAAAUGGACAGUUAAUCCCGACUGAAAGAAAUUCAUGAGCGGAAAGCAGCUGAUACUUAAGCCACCACAUUUUGUAAUGCAGAUUUUUUUUCCAUGAAAGAUUUCUUAAACUAUUACUUUUAACAAGGCAUUUAGUCUCUUGUAAUAUAUAUGUAUACUAUUACAUUGUACAGAAUCUGUACUUCUGUUUGGUGUGUAAUAUACCAGUUAGUUUUAUAUAAUAUCAUCAUAAGCUAUUCUAACUUUUGAGAGAAACAUGCAAAAAAGUGUAGAUUGAUCAUCUGUAUAUUAAUGGACAAAACAGUAAGCUUUAUAAAAAGUUAUUUUUGGUAAAUGGUAAAGAAUUUGGAGUGGAAUGUAAUGAAAUUAAAAAAUAGGUUUGGUAUAACUUUGGUGUGUCAUUUCAAAAUAUACUGGAAGUCAACAAAGUUGAAUAAAUAAAAUAUAUUUUCUACUUAAACUUAUGUACAUAACACGGCUAUUUCAAACAUUUUUCUGUAAUCCAAGAAAAUUUAUCAACAUGUUUUUAAAAGUCUUAGUUAAAAUGUGUAACUAGUAUAAGUUUGUAUUUCUCAAAGUAUAGUUCUUGAGCCCCCUGCAUCAUAAUUAACCUGGAUGCCUCUUUAUAUGAAGAUUUCUGGGACUCCGUAUAUACAAGUUCAUUCACUCUCCAGAAGCAGCAGUUCCUAGGAAUCUUAAAUUUGGGUUUUUUUCAAUUGAAAUAAUUCCAGAUCUAGUAAUGAAUUUGUAUUAAAGUAAAUGACACAAAAGUGCCUGGCACACAAGCAUACACAUACAUAGACACACAGAUUAACUGACAAUCUCUGGAUAUAAUCUCCAUUUAUUACAUGUGUUGUAUUUUUAUCAUUUAGCUUAAUGAAUCAUAUUGCCUUUACAUUGUAUGAAGUAGAUCACCAAAUCUCUGUUUCAUUUAGGGGGAGUACUGAUAGCAUAGAUGAGGAGCUGACUCAUAGAAUCUGAGUCAUCUGACUCAUCUUGACUAAUCUACUAUUUAAUAAGCUUAGAAACUAGUCUUUCCAAGCCAACAGUUAAAUGUGUACAGGGAUACAGUUAGUCAUAUUUGAAGUUGUCCUAAAGAUUACAGAUAAUUUUUAUAUAUCAUAAUUGACACUUCACAAUAAUUUCUGUUUAUUUCUAAUGGUGCUCGUUCUGAGCCUUAUUAAAAUUAUAUGGUUAAGUAAAUUGAAUGAGAAAACCUGAUUUUAUCUCUAAAUCUGUGCUAAGCACUUUUGAUUCUGCAUAGACAAUGCCAUGUUUGGUUUCAUUCAUUCCAGUGGUCUCAACUGAAAUACCCUGUUGACUCCCAAACCUAAAAUUUCAGCCUCAGAUUCUCUUAUGAAUUCUAGAUCUUAAUUCCAAUUUCCUGCUAUUCUAGCUCUACCUAAAUGGUAUACAAAAGGAACUUCUGUUUCUUCAUACCUGGAAACAGAAUCUGUUCCCUUUGCUUGCUCAAUUCUGCCCUUCCACUUGUAUUUUCUGUUUGCUUAGUGGCAUCAUCAAAUUGCAUCCAGUUGCUUAGCCUAGAAAUCUUGGAAGGGUUUUGAGCCUCUCUCUCCUUUCUUAUUCUAGACAUUUCAUUUAUUGAGUCUUGUCAAAUGUCUUGUGAGUGCUUUCCCAUUCCCUUUCUCCCUCGUUGCACUGCAUCCACCCUCGUUCAAGUCCUUAUCACUUGUUCCUAAGUUUAUUUAACUUCCUCCCUGGCUUCCCCUGGCUGAGGCUCUACACCCUGCCCGCAUAUCUGCCACACUGGUGCCAAGUUCACCUUUCUUACAGAUCUGAUUAUUUCAUUGCCCUCUAAAAGCCUUUCAUGGUUCCUUACUAUAUGUAGAAUUAAAUUCCAACUCCUUAGUAUUGCAUAUGGGGACCCCAAUUUCAUGGUCUCUAACCUUCCUAUCCAGAUUAAUGUGUAAUCACUUUUCCCACACUCAUCCUGUGCUCCAGCCAAGUGUUUCCUAACCCUGGUUCUGCAGUCAUGUAGGGAGUUUAACUGUGUAAUGACUCAAUAAAUGUAGGGUGGGCUCAAGGA